Molecule: messenger RNA, 2491 nt
Organism: Volvox carteri f. nagariensis
Lineage: Eukaryota; Viridiplantae; Chlorophyta; Chlorophyceae; Chlamydomonadales; Volvocaceae
Exons: 12
Coding region: 44-1510 (488 amino acids)
Biological process (GO): peptidyl-lysine monomethylation
Molecular function (GO): protein-lysine N-methyltransferase activity
Source: RefSeq, a predicted model, not a curated record
GGUUUUCCCAUUACCUUAGCGGCCUUCGGUCACUUCGGCGAAAAUGUCGGCCUUCAGGGCCCAUGGUCAUACGCUACGAGGUGCAGCACAAUAUGGAUGUCCGGCGAGAUCUCAACCUGGGCGUCGCGUGUUGAGCACGCCCCGCUCAACCGCAGUUCAUACUGCCAGUGAGCUAGUCGAUUGGCUGAGGGAGAAUGGCGCCAAAAUUGAUGCCGUGGAGGUGAAAACCAUGGACGUGCCGUCGGCUGGGCGGCCACUGGAUGUCGUCGUUGCUGGUCGGUCUCUGGCUGCGGGGGAGGUGGCCCUUAGCGUACCCGAGCGCCUGUGCUUGACCUUGGACCGCAUCUUCGAGAGCGAAUUUGUUGCCGAGUUGCUCACUACGGACAAGCUCAGUGAGCUGGCGUGUCUGGCGCUGUACCUCAUGUACGAGAAGAAACUCAAGAAGAAAUCUUUUUGGUAUCCGUACAUCAAGGAGCUGGACAAGCAGCAGGCUCGUGGUCCGCAGGCGGCUGAGUCGCCGCUGCUGUGGGGGGACCAGGAACUGGACUCGCUACUGAAGGGUUCCCCGCUCCUUCCUGCUGUACGGCAGCGUCAGGCGGGAAUACGGAAAGAGUACGAGGCGCUUGACACGGUCUGGUUCAUGGCUGGGUCUCUGUUCAACAAAUAUCCCUUUGACCUGCCCACGGAGACAUUCUCCUUUGAGCUCUUCCAACAAGCCUUUGCUGUCGUACAGGCGUCCAUCGUACACUUGCAGGGUGUGCCCAUCGCCAAGCGCUUUGCUCUCGUGCCGCUGGGGCCCCCGCUGAUGGCGUACAGCUCCACUUCCAAAAACAUGAUGACGUACGACGAGGACAGCCGAUCCGUACGGCUAGUGGUUUCGGGGCCAGUGGAGGCGGGACGACCUGUUGCCGCAUGGUGUGGUCCGCAACCGAAUUCCCGCCUGCUGCUCAACUACGGUGUUGUGGACGAGCACAAUCCGUUCGACAAGCUGCAGGCACGUUUCACCUUCACAUUGCCCACCUCGGACCCGCUCUUCCCCGCCAAGAGGGCCGUACUCAGUGAGGCCGGGUUGGCCACGCAGCAGAGCUUCGACGUCUCCGUGGCUCGGCCGUUGCCACCGCAACUGCUGCCGUACAUGAUGCUCGCGCUCGCCACCACCCCAGAGCAGGUGGCGUCCGUGUCCUUUUCUGAUACCGCGGGGCACGACCGGGAACUGGAGGCGGCGGCGCUGGCGGCCCUUAUGGCGUACGUACAGCGUCGUACGGCGGCGUACGCGCACCCACUUUGGCGCGACCUUGAGAUUAUCAACGACCCUUCGUCCACUCCGCGCCAAAAGGUGGCUGCCCGCCUCACCAAGAUUGAAAAGUCCAUUUUGGCGGCGGCGGCGGAGGCGCUGGCGGUGCGGGGCGCUCCAACGGAUGCGACGGCGCUGGGGGCGGCGGCAGCGCGGCUGGCUGGUGCGGGUGUGCGCAUGGGUUCGCUGCAGGACGGGCAGGGCCACUGCGGCUGAGGUGGCGGCUGGUGGAGAGUGAGGGCGCGGAACGACCGCCGAAGCACUCUCCCCUUAGCGGGAGGAGAGGGGCAUGAGGGGUGCCCACAGGCCCCUCCUGCUCGCGGUUACGCGUAUAUAUGUGUGUGUGUGUGUGUUUGAGAGAGAGGGAGGUGGGUUAGGCAGCGUGAAGCCGUUAGUGCGCCAAUUGGCUUUUCGCCGUUCAAGUCAGCGUCUUACUCGUACGUGGUGUAUUCUAUACCUAGAAAGCGGUCCGUGGGGGGUUAAGAGGCGGCCCAUGGGCGGGAACGCGGCCAAGAGUGGCGGCGAGAAGGACCGAUCAUGUGGUCGCAUGGGAGCAGCGGCCUCAGAGGACCCGGCGGGCGGGAUGUUCAAUCGUGUGUUGGCGGCGAUGCUCACGUGGUUACUGCGGGGGUUGCGCCCGCCGCCCCGUAUAAAAGGUGGCGCUGUGGCAGAGGUGGUUCUUUGCAGUGCAGGGAUGGCUUGCACAUGUGGCUGAGGGACGGCCUGUGGGAUGUCUUGAAACGCACAUGCACAACAGGAUCCGCAGUUUUCAGUUUUCAUUGAGAAAUGUUGGCGACGACCGCCCUUCGCCAGUGGUGCGGUGCAGGGGGACUGUUUAAGGGUGAUUUGUAUAAGGUCUAUGUGAACAUGACACCACAUCGGCGAAAGACGGGUGAACAUUUACAUGAGUAACAUGCAAGCAAGGACGGUCGAAAAACCGGCAAGUUGCUUUCGACACACUGAAUUUUGAGAAUUUUGUACGUGUUCAGCGAAGUCCGCAUCCCCAGUCCAAGUCCCUCACGUCAUCGCAUGGGAGCUACGGGAGGAAUAUGACACUCCGUGUCACCACCGUGUGAUGGUGGUGGUGGCGUUGUGAAGGUGGCGAUCUUGCUUGCACAUGAUGUCUGACGUCUCUGCAUUGUUGCGGCAUGUAUACGUUCGGACGUCAGAACUAUGUAAGUGUAAAGUGGAUGGUGG